This is a messenger RNA of Sabethes cyaneus, 2042 nucleotides long. It is a transcript of the gene Sans, whose product is annotated as pre-mRNA splicing regulator USH1G. Gene Ontology annotation, molecular function: protein binding. The coding region runs from base 480 to 1940 and encodes 486 amino acids. NCBI's taxonomy places the organism in Eukaryota, Metazoa, Arthropoda, Insecta, Diptera, Culicidae. The transcript has 8 exons. The record is from RefSeq and is a predicted model, not a curated record.
GGUUUCCAUGAAACCGUAAUUUGGUGAUCGAUGCUUCGGGCGACAGUUCAGUUGAUUGUGCAAACAUUUUCACUGUAUUCAGCUAGUAAUUGCAAAGUGUGGUUUCAUUGAAAUGUUACAGGGAAGCUCGGUAGAUAUCGGAAAAAUGGUCGGUGUUUGUCUUUGUUCGCUUCUGGAGUGACCAAUAUUUGCCGUAUAUCUUUGAGUGUUGUUUAUCAUACCCGUUCAGACAAUAGAAUUUUAGCAGAAACCUUCAAACACUUAUCGAUUGGUCAGUAAGCGUAUCUUAUCGUUUUUCCUACAGUAUCUACCUACUCAACGCUCAACAACUGUUUUUACUUUCCACGGAAAAGAUCUUGUGCGGGUGAUAAAACUAAGUGAAACGGAGCUUACGUCGGUGCUAGUACUUCUUCGAGUAAAUUAAUCAAUCAACAUCAAUGACAACGGAAGGGGCCGCUAGUUAGCAGAUAACAGGAGUGAUGUCAUCAGAUAGGAUACACAGAGCGGCCAAAGAUGGCCUACUGGAUGUGCUCAGGGAGGCCACCAGGUCAGAAGCGAACUCCAAAGAUGUCGAUGGGAUGACUCCGGUACUAUGGGCUGCAUUCGAGGGUCGAUUGGAGGCUCUCAAAUUGCUGGUCGGAAGAGGUGGAGAUCCGGAUAAAUCCGACCAAUUUGGUAACACAGCAUUACAUUUAGCUGCAGCCAAAGGUCACAUGCCAUGCGUAGAUUUUCUGGUACAGUUCGGUGCCAAUAUUUACGCUUUAGACAUUGACAAACACAGUGCGAAGGAUUUGGCGGCCAUCAAUAAUCGAGAAAACAUCCUUCGCUAUCUGGAUGCUGCCGUUGCGAAUCUAGAAGUUGUUGAUAGGAAAAAAGCGCGAGAUUUUAAAGAAAAAGCAAAAAAGAAAUCUGAAAAGCGGGCGCGAGAGUUUGCCAGUAGACAGCAAAAGCUUAACCAGGGACACGACGAUGACACCCGGAUACGUCCGCAUCGACCUUCCAACAUGCUGCAGAUGUUGAAGCACAAAAUAUGGUCCGGAAGUCAUGGAAAUCUGAAAAAUUCCCACAAAGAUAACGCCAAUAAUCAAAACGGGACCAAAUUUAGCGCGCUGGUGGGUGGCACUGUUAGCGGAGCACGAGGGGCCGUGAAAAAACGAGCUGAGGCUACCAAAUUGAAGCAGCAGAUCGAAAAUGGAGGUUUCAAAAUAGGCGAAAUGGAACCGACAGGCAAACGCAGCAUUCGAUCAAUACAGGGCUUGCAGAGGGAUUCUGAAAUUUUGUACGUUGGCACGUACGGUUCCGUCGAGGAUAGCGGAAAACGUGGCAAACUGAAGGAUGUGUUCGAUGUAGAUUCCAACGGGUACGAAGAGGUAGACGACGAGGACAGUGAAAGCGGUGGAUCGAAUGCUCACAAAUUCAACACCAUCUCGAGAUCCGUGAGCCAACCGGAUUUCCUGGCCAACCUCAACGAUGAGCUUACGAACGAUGUUUUGCUACAAAGUAGACCCAGUAUUUUCAAUAGACCUUCGGGAAAUUUGGCAAUGACGCGAUCAGUUUCGACUGUGCUGGCACAGCUUGGCAAUGAACAAUCAACCAAUGAGUCGUCCGAUGGGUCUACGAAAGCGAAAAUGAAGCUUGGUCCCAUUAAGCCUCGUUCGCAGUUGGUCAUUUCAGACUCCGAAAGCGACCAUGAUAGCUCUGACAACGAGGAAAACGAGUCACUAGCAAUGUUGCGCUUCUUAGUCGCAUUUAAACUCGAAGACUACUACCCAGUUUUUCAGAAAAACGAGAUCGACAUGGAAACAUUGAUGCUUCUUACCGAAGGGGACAUUAAAUCACUAGACCUUCCUAUUGGUCCCCACCGAAAAUUGUGCAAUGCAAUUCAGGAACGAAGAGAAGCUCUUGCUAAUCCCGGAACUAUAGUGGACAGCCGGCUGUGAAGUGAAACUAUUUGAAGUUUGGGAGUUAAAUUUUAAACACACUUCUAUAUAAAAAAUAAUAAUAUGAUGAACUCACAGUCGAUGUACAUACUGGAAUAAACU